Molecule: messenger RNA, 669 nt
Organism: Strongylus vulgaris
Lineage: Eukaryota; Metazoa; Nematoda; Chromadorea; Rhabditida; Strongylidae
Source: the annotation of a GenBank genome assembly
AUGUACGAGAAGAAGCUGCUGCUGAUGCGGCGUGAAAUGGCUGACAUCAAAGGAAUUCGCUACUCGCGACAAUUAGAAAUGGCUAUGUUGGGCAAGACAUCUUCAGAGUUGGGAAAGGAUCUCGAUGAUAGGAUACGUGAAGAGUUCCAAUCAGCCGGUGUCACAGCAUUUUGCUACCUCUUGUUGGAUCCCAGAAAGAUUAUGGAAGAUUUGGAUGCACUAGAUCUGAAGUCAUUUGUACCAGCGAUCUUUUAUGUAGGAAAAGGAACGAAAGCUCGACCCCUUGCUCACUUGAUCGAGGCUAAAAAGGAAAGAAAUGCAGGAUCUCCGAAAAUGGUUUCCAAUGCGAAACUGAAGCGGAUUGACUCAAUUUGGGGAAGCGGGAAUGGAGUUCUGUGUCUUCAAAUUAAUCACAGUGUAUCGAAUGAUGAAGCAUUUGUUCGGGAAGCUGCAUUGAUUGAAGCGAUUCGACUAGAGAAUUUGACUAAUGUGAAGGGAGGAGAAUGGCGUGGCGGUAGCAAGAUGUGGACAAUGCCAAUGAGAGCUCAGUUUGGCACCUAUCAACUACAGAGAGCCCUUGGUGUCUUGAAAAUGGAAGGAUUGCGACCAAUCAAGCCGGAAGCGCUUCCGGAAUCUUUAUAUCCACAUGCACAGAAGAAAAAUCCUUGA